AUGCUGGAGACAAAGGUAAGUUUCAUAUGCACGUUAAGGUUACAGAACACCUUUGAGUGUUAAUUUUGCCUAAAAUUUUUUUAUUGGUUUCAAUGAAAGCAUUAGACCAGUUCUACUAUCUGACCAAGUUUGAACGAAAAAUGUUGAAAACUCGCAGAGUUAUUUAAUAAAAUACAUUACGCUGCAAUAAGAAAAACAUUGAAAAUGUAAUAUUCAAAUUCAAUUUUCUCACAAAAAAUUUUACGGUAAUUACUGAUUUUCAAACGAGUUGUGCUCCUGCGGGUUUUAACCAAUUUUUCUCAAAUUUUCACAGGACAUAGCUAAAUACGUCAAUUUCAAAAUGGUGUUCGGCUUUUUUUUAAUUUUGGAUAUUUUAAAAAUAAAGAGCAAUUCACUCAAACAAUUCAGAAAUAUAUUGCAGUCGUCAAAGAAAUCGCCAUAUCAGCGGAACGACGAAAUAAAAUUUUUUAGAACAACUAUUUUACUGUAUAAAAAUGAUAUUUUCAUAAAUAUAACUUAAAACCAGCAGGAGCACAACUCAAAAGCGUAAAGGUGCCGCGAUUUAAGAUUUUCCUGAAUAAUUCAUACAUUAUUUUAUUGUUUGUUAAUUUUACAACUUUACCAUAUUUUGCAUACACUGGAGAACAUUUGGUGAAAAUUUUAUGAAAAUCGGACUGAUAUUGAGCGCGCAGUAGCGAUUUUCCGCAAAACGCCAAAAAGGGUGUCCUGUAACCUUAAAGACUCGAGCGCCUUGGUUGACUAUGCGCUCAUGCUAACAGUGAUCGGCCAUGUCACAGCCAUGUAGAACAGUGGUAGAACAGUGGUUGACCGUUGUAAAAAUGCUUGGAAUGUAUAAAACUAUGGAUAAUGUUGGGUCGGUUAAACAUUAGGGACCGUUCAUUUUUAUCUUGGGAGGGAGGGGGGGGGGGAGUGGCGGGGGAAAUUAGGGGUUUGGCAUCCAGGUAAAAAUAGCCUGACAAAGGCGAGGCGCGAAAAUCGAGGCUUUGACUGUGUAGAAAAUUAACAGUGUUUUGUUGAAAAUUUAUGAAAUGUCUGGACUACUUCAAUUCAAGUGAGUUGUGCCCUCCUCGUACCCAAUUUUUCCCAGUGGCCCAACCUCAAGCAAUAUUUGUUCUGAUAACCAACCCAUCCUAAAAAGCUGUAAAUACUGUACUGCAUGUAUGUUGCUUAGGAUGUAUCAGGAUAUAUUUAAACAGCAAUGGUAAGGUAUAGCUCAAUUGAUAGAACCCAAAUACAGUAGUAAUGCUGUUGGGUCAUGUGUACCUAGCUGGCAUGAUUAAAAUAUGUUCUUAAGAAAAGCAACUUGUUAAUAAACGUGUCUGCAUAAACGAAAUACACAAUACUGGCUGAUGUUGGAGGAUGUUCGAUCAAUUUUGGCUUUAUUCAAAAUUUUCAUGCAACACCGUCCAGCAUUACUGAACCAACAAUGUUGAAUGAUGUUCGGAAUGGUUUGAACGCGCCUUAACUAAUUUUGAAUGCUCCACCUUUAUGGCAAUGUGAAUUGGAGCAAUACAUUUGGUAAAUUUGUCACGGAAAUUGUCUGCUAUAUUGGACAUUGUCCACCACUGUAAAAAGAUCAUGGCCGGAUUUUGAAGGGAGAUUGAGGAGGUGGACACUUCCUCUGAGAUUUUUUGCACCACCCCUGAAAAGUCAUUCACCUCCCCUUGGUAAAGGUUGAAUGAUACUGUAGAUCAAAGUGAAAAUUUGGCAAAUUUGUAUGUAUUGCUUAGGGUCUAAGAAAGUUUUUCUGUAAAAUUGAAACAGUGAUAGCUAUUCAUCUCUGUGUAAAGUGGGUACUUGCAUGCAAUGUAUUGAAAGGAAUUUUGUAGUAAUUAAAUGAAGGGCGAAAUUAGAUGAGUUGUACAGUCAUAUUUCAUAAUCACAUUGAUACAGGUACGUUACAAUCCCUAACAUUCCAUGGGGCCGUGAGCUAGUUAACUGCACGUCCCCUAAUUUUUUUUGUCACCUCCCAAACCUUUCCACCAAAAUCCAGCCUUGAAAUAAAUAAGAGGUGUUUCUUUUGUAUUUUGUAGGACAAAGCUUUUCGUAAGAAGAUGUUGGUGGAAAUGGCUCCAAGAAGAUCUUCGGACAGGAUUGCCAUCAAGGCACAGCAGAAAGAAGAAGAAGACAAACAAGUUGAGAUCGAGAAACAACAGGAAAAAGAAAGACUGGCUGAAGAGAGGAAACAAGAAGCCGAGGCUAAGGAGAAAGAACGCGCGAUACUUGCUGAAAGACGCCAGCGAG
Messenger RNA from Paramuricea clavata, 2265 nucleotides. The record is from the annotation of a GenBank genome assembly. NCBI's taxonomy places the organism in Eukaryota, Metazoa, Cnidaria, Anthozoa, Malacalcyonacea, Plexauridae.